This is a messenger RNA of Loa loa (African eye worm), 219 nucleotides long. RefSeq lists its product as hypothetical. Lineage: Eukaryota; Metazoa; Nematoda; Chromadorea; Rhabditida; Onchocercidae. Bases 1 to 219 code for a protein of 72 amino acids. The record is from RefSeq and is a predicted model, not a curated record. The transcript has a single exon.
AUGCUGAAAUUCAAACCUGCUCCAAUUUACAUUCUGGAUGAAGUUGAUGCUGCGCUUGAUUUGUCACACACUCAAAAUAUAGGUGCUAUGAUCAAAACACAUUUCAGAGAAUCGCAGUUUAUAAUAGUAUCGCUGAAAGAUGGGAUGUUCUUGAGUGUUAAUGUCCUCUGGCAGCAACUGCCGAAAUCAGACAAUCCAAUAGCUAAACUAUAUGUUUAA